Molecule: messenger RNA, 1338 nt
Organism: Ostertagia ostertagi
Lineage: Eukaryota; Metazoa; Nematoda; Chromadorea; Rhabditida; Trichostrongylidae
Source: the annotation of a GenBank genome assembly
AUGCAUCAUGGUGAGCGUGUGCCUUCCGACAUGGUAUAUGAUCGAUACAGUGUUGUCGACAAGGACGCGUUACAUUAUUCGCCAGAUGAAAUAGAACAGAAGAUCGCUAGACAGCGAGAGGAGCUUCUCCGUCAAGAAAUGAUGCUACGGCGGUCGGAAGCAGUUGACAACUGGCCUGCUAAUGGUAUUGCACCACAACCAUUGCUUGCUCAAGCACGAUCGCAUCCCCAUUUGCCAUUUAGCGGUGACCUAGGAAUGCAUGAUCCAAUUCGGCCUUUGAUAAGUCCCAUACCGCCGACUGUGGAUCCAAUGUUGUUGGAGCAGCAGUUUCGAGUUUCACGUGAAGAUGAGUUGCGAGCGAAAUUGGAAGCAAAGGCCCAAAAGUUGGAAGAGGAGAAACGGCUGAGGCAGAAAGAGGAGGAACUGGAGCGCAGAAUGCAAAGGGAACUAGAAGAAAGGAAGCGAACAAUGGAGGAGGAAAUACGUAAACAAGUUCAACUCGAGGAACGGGCUAGAUUACAAAUGGAACUCGCGCGAACACAGCAUCCAGCUCCCUCUGUCCAGCCAUUCUCUACAUUCCCAGCCCAAAAUCGGCUUAGUUCUUCCUAUACACCGCCACCGUUUCUUUCUACAUUUGCCUCAUCGUCGGCAAUGCCAGGGAACAGUGAAUCCAAUGGCGCCGCCUAUACCUCAGCACCGGAUUUCGAGAUGGAGGAAAUAAAACUUCUCAUCAAAGAGGUCGAGGAUAAACUCCUGGAAUUGCAGCGCAAUUGCCGUGAAGCCGAAUUGUCAUCUAUUUUCCAAUCCCGAGCGUUUCGAAUGAUAGGAGAGCUUGGCGAUAAUGCUCACAUGCUGGAUCGAACUCAAAAGCAGAUGCUGUUGUGCGAGUUGAAGGAUCUUCUAAGCCAAGCAGGGUUGAAAUCGAGGGACAGUAAAGCCGCUGAAAGGCGCAGGAGCCGUAGCAAAAGCAGAGAUCGAGGAGCACGACGUAGAAGUAGUCGUGAUAGGCGCGAGCGGCGCCAGCCGUCCCGGAGGUCGCGAUCAAGGUCACCCAGAAUUCGCAAUACUUACAAACAUGGAUUAUCCAAGGAAGAGGACCCCUUCAAAGAAGUGCGACUCCAAGUGGGUGGAGUCACUCUGCGUAACUUAUCGCCAAGUGAACAACGUCAUCUAAAAGUGGGAGAAAUAGUUGUUGCCCAAGACACCAAGACAGGAAAGUGGACAACGUCUCGCCUGGCAAAGAUAUCGGGGAACAGAGCCACUCUCUGUAUCGGUAAUACUACGUGGAAAAAGGAUCUCAAUGAGUUGUACAAAGAAGUCCCUGAAAGAUCAUUCUGA